AUGCAUCGUUUUGAGUUGAGAGAAGAUCUGCAAGUCAGAUCCAGUCUCUCUGAUUCACCAUCAGCAAUGGCUCGUUGGCUGCUUCAGAUCCUGAUUAUCUCUUCUCUUCAUUUGAUUUCUCCAUCAAGUCAACAAGAGACAAGGUUUGUCUACGAAAACUUCAGCGCCCAAGAAAAUCUUUAUCUUGAUGUAAAUGCAACUGUACUUCCCAGUGGAUUACUGCAGCUGACAGACGCUUCAAAUAAUCAAAUGGGUCGGGCUUUCUACAAGAAACCAAUUCAGUUAAGUUCCUCUGGACCACUCUCCUUCUCAACACAUUUUGUGUGUGCUCUGAUGCCUAAGCCAGGUGUUGAAGGCGGCCAUGGUAUUGCCUUUUUAGUAUCUCCUUCUAUGGAGAACCCGACGGCACAAGGAAGAAGAUACUUUGGGGCUUUCAACGCAUCAACAAAUGACGUUUUUGCUGUUGAGCUUGACACUAUUUGGAACCCAGAGUUCAAUGAUAUCGACGCUAAUCACGUUGGGAUUGAUGUGCACAGUCCAAUAUCUCUAGAUUUGGCUUCGGCAUCUUACUAUUCCGACAAGAAGGGGAAAAACGAAAGCAUAAAACUCUUGAGCGGAAACCCUAUACAGGUCUGGGUGGAUUAUGAAGGCACUCUGCUCAAUGUCUCUAUUGCUCCUAUUGAAGUCCAGAAGCCAAGUCGGCCUCUUUUGUCACAUCGUAUCAAUCUCUCAGAAGUUUUUCCGAAUAGAUCAAAACUGUUUGUUGGGUUCUCUGCAGCAACAGGGGAUGCGAUCAGUGGUCAGUAUAUUCUCUGGUGGAGUUUUAGUACUGGCAGAGGAUCACUGCAGCGACUUGACAUCUCAAAACUUCCUGAAGUUCCUCGUCCUCAAGCUCCAGCUCCUCAAGCUCCACCUCCACCUCCUAAAGCUCCACAUAAGAAGCUCUCUCCGGCGGUUAUAGUCUUGUUCGUCUGUCUUGUUAUUGUGGUGUUGGCUUUCCUUGUAGGAGUGUUUUUCCGGAGGAGGAAAAAGUAUUCAGAAGUAUCGGAAACAUGGGAAAAGGAGUUUGACGCUCAUCGGUUCUCUUACAGGUCCUUGUACAAAGCAACAAAGGGGUUUAGCAAGGAUGAGUUUCUCGGAAAAGGAGGUUUCGGAGAGGUUUAUAGAGGAGAUCUCCCACAAGGCAGAGAGAUAGCAGUGAAGAGAGUGUCUCAUAAUGGUGAUGAAGGUGUGAAGCAAUUCGUGGCUGAGGUCGUGAGCAUGAGAUGUCUGAAACACAGGAAUCUGGUUCCACUUUUUGGGUAUUGCAGGAGAAAACGGGAACUUCUUCUAGUCUCCGAAUACAUGCCCAACGGUAGUCUUGACGAGCAUUUGUUUGAUGACCAGAAAUCAGCUCUUUCUUGGCCACAAAGACUUGUGGUUGUUAAGGGAAUAGCCUCUGCUCUGUGGUACCUCCAUACAGGUGCUGACCAAGUUGUUCUGCACCGAGAUGUCAAAGCUUCCAACAUUAUGUUGGACGCCGAGUUCAAUGGAAGGCUAGGGGAUUUUGGCAUGGCGAGGUUUCAUGAGCACGGAGGCAAUGCAGCUACGACAGCAGCCGUGGGGACUGUAGGGUACAUGGCACCAGAGCUAAUCACAAUGGGAGCUUCCACUGGAACUGACGUUUACGCCUUUGGUGUUUUCAUGCUUGAAGUAACCUGUGGGAGGAGACCUGUGGAACCACAGUUGCAAGUUGAGAAACGACACAUGAUCAAAUGGGUUUGCGAGUGCUGGAAAAAGGAUGCUUUGCUUGAUGCUACCGAUCCAAGAUUGGGAGAAGAAUAUUCACCGGAGGAAGUGGAGAUGGUUAUGAAACUGGGUUUGCUCUGUUCGAAUAUCGUCCCGGAAUCUAGGCCUACGAUGGAACAAGUGGUCCUAUACCUAAACAAUAACUUGCCUCUGCCAGAUUUCACGCCGUAUACUUUGGGGAUUGGCACUUUUGCUCCGGUUCUGGUGGACGCAGCCUCGCUUGUAGUCUCAUCCGCUUCAUGGAGGUUGUCAGGUCCAUCGCUAACUUCUUCAUCCAACUACUCGCCUUAUGCUUAUCAGACAACAACAGAGGAUCAGCCAUGGGGACAGACAUUGGAUACUAAGAACUCUCUUCACUUUGUUGCAGAGCCAGAGAAGCCUAAAACGCAGACUUUCACACCUGCUGUCAAAGCGGCCACAUUGCCUGCAGAAGCUCUUGAGUCCAAUCUUUCCAACAUCAGCAAUCAGAGGUAA
Microthlaspi erraticum is the source of this 2262-nucleotide messenger RNA. NCBI's taxonomy places the organism in Eukaryota, Viridiplantae, Streptophyta, Magnoliopsida, Brassicales, Brassicaceae. The record is from the annotation of a GenBank genome assembly.